Messenger RNA from Fusarium tjaetaba, 1134 nucleotides. Its product is annotated as cytochrome P450 monooxygenase oxidoreductase. Lineage: Eukaryota; Fungi; Ascomycota; Sordariomycetes; Hypocreales; Nectriaceae. Gene Ontology annotation, molecular function: iron ion binding; 2 iron, 2 sulfur cluster binding. The transcript has 3 exons. Bases 1 to 1134 code for a protein of 377 amino acids. The record is from RefSeq and is a predicted model, not a curated record.
AUGUCCACUUCCAUAUCUCCCUCUUUCAUACACUAUCUCCUCUCAGCCGCUGGCCUCGCCGCGCUCGUAUCCUUACUAGCGAGAUUCAACGAGCCAGGCUCGUGGGUCAGGUUUGAGCAGGCGGGCUUUCAGUUCUUUCUUGUGAAGAAUAAGCAGGGACAGAUCAAUGGAUUUCACAAUAUUUGCAGACAUCGGGCUUUUCCUAUCAUGACGGAAGAUAAGGGAAAGUCAAGUAUUCUCUCUUGCAAAAGCCAUGGGUGGUCGUAUGGUCUCAAUGGUCAACUUGCGAAAGCUCCAGGAUAUGAUGACAUGAAAGGCUUUGACAAGACCAACAACGGUCUUCUGCCUGUUGAUGCCAAGGGCUUCAUCUGGAUCAAUCUCGACUCUUCAAACACACCUGAGGACUUCGCAACCGAGUUCAAGAACAUUGAUCAGAUGGCACGACAUAAGGGCUUCAAUUUUGAGGACUAUCGUUUUGAUCAUACUUGGGGCAUGAGCGGUGACUACAAUUGGAAGACUUUGGCUGAUAACUACAACGAAUGUUAUCACUGCAAAACCGCACAUCCAGAUGCAGCUGAUGUCGCUGAUCUAUCGGCUUACCGAGUCGAUACCAAGGGCGGUAACAUCGAGCACUUUGCCAACACGAAACCUGAGAUGGAAGAACAAGGUCUCAGGAUCGUGAGCAACUAUUACUUCCCCAACGCUUGCAUGACAGUCUCUCCCAACUUCUUCUACAUGAUGCGAUGCGUUCCUAAUUCACCCGGCCAUUGCUCUAUGGAAUACGAGGUGUAUCGACACAAGAACGCCACUGAUGAGGGUUUCCAGACUAUUGACGCGAUGUUCAAGAGGAUCUUAGCGGAGGAUAAAUGGCUCUGCAAAAAUGCACAGAAGAAUCUUAACGCUGGUGUGUUUGUGAAUGGUGAAAUGCAUCCUAAGAUGGAGCAAGGUCCUCUAUACUUUCAGCAUCGCGUUAGAGGUAUCUUGAAUGGCCAUUAUCAGUUGGAAAAGGCAGCUGGAAAGGAGAUCAAUCCAGCGCAGCAUGUUCCGUCUGAUACUUCUCGUGGGACGGAGAGUGAUAUGGGCUUUUGCUCUGGUUUGGCUUGUGGGAGAGAUGCUGAACAGCUAGCUUGGUAG